CAUCUACCAUCACUGUUGGACAAAUUCAACAAUCAUCAGGUCAUAUGACCGCCAGCACCGACGCGGCGGCUGGGCCGAGUCUCCGCCGUCUCUCCUCGACGGCUACCGGACCCUUGUGCUCGUCGUUGCGCUCGACGUCGAGGACUGGCGGUUUUUUCAACACUUCCCCACCCUUCACAUCGGAUCGAUGAGCGGCGUCCUAUUAGCCUUCCAAUCUCCAAGCGGUCCCGGGUUAGAUCAUCGAUGGCGAUGACGAGAAGUCGGCCUCGUACGGUGACUCAGACCAAAGAGAACGCAACAUAAAACCAAGCGUCUUGGAUCUUAACCACCAUCAUCAUCCUUUACCAACUUUCAGCCAACCUACAGAAUGCAGAAGCCAUGCACAGUAGAUAGAGAUUACAUUCCAAUCUCUAAUCAUGGAUUAAUCGGAAAUCUACACACUGCUGCUAUGGUCAGCAUCGAUGGCUCCAUUGAAAGCUACUGUGUCCCCAACUUCGACUCUCCCUCGAUUUUCGCCCGUAUCCUCGACAAAGACAAGGGUGGACAUUUCUCUAUCACACCAACUGAACCGUACUCGACGAAGCAGAACUAUCUCCCCAGCUCGAAUGUCUUGCAAACGAAAUUCAUGAACGAAACAGGCGUCGUUAAUGUCAUCGAUUUCUUACCGCGGAGACCAAAUGAUAACUACAAAUCGAAAACGAAGCCUCUCCUCCAUUGGUUAGUUCGUCGGGUUGAGGUAAUACGUGGAUCGUUGCCUUUGAUCAUGCAAUGCGCUCCUGCCUUCAAUUAUGCCCGUUCCAGCCAUCAAACAACCAUCGUCAACGAUCCAUCCGCAGUGAACAAGGAGCGGAAGAUGGCCCAUUUCCAAUCUGAAGAACUUGCUUUGGAUCUUAGAUGUGUCGGCGAUUCGGUUUUGGACACCGUAUCUGAACCCGAAAUCACCCUCGAGUUGCUCGAUUUAUCGAAGAAAGGCCAUCUAGGACCUGCUGUUCAAGCACAUCUCAAUCUGACCGAAGGUCAAGUCGUUACAUUCGUCUUACGAACGCCUCCAAAAACCACUGCUAUCCCACAACCUACUGGUGCCGUCAAUACCGCACGUUCUCCAGACGACCCCUUUUUGACCAAGGAACUUGUCUAUGACCUGUUCACCUCAACCAACAGAUAUUGGCUCGAAUGGAUCCACAAGUCCAGUUAUCAAGGAUCUUGGAAAGAGGCGGUAAACCGAAGUGCUCUCGCGCUCAAAAUGUUGAUCUUUGAACCUACCGGAGCUGUGGUAGCCAGUCCUACUUUUAGUCUUCCGGAGUACAUCGGUGGAACGAGGAACUGGGAUUAUCGAGCAACCUGGAUCCGUGACUCGUCAUUCACACUCUACGCCCUCAUCCGGCUCGGGUAUACAUUCGAGGCUGACGGGUUCAUGGAAUUCAUCUUCAACCGUCUGAGAGACAAAAAUCCGGAUGGUAGCCUCCAGAUAAUGUACACCAUCCACGGCGGGAAGGAUCUGGAGGAAAUCGAGCUGGAUCAUCUAGAUGGGCAUAAGGGGUCGAAACCUGUUCGGAUUGGAAAUGGUGCUGCUGACCAUGUGCAGUUGGAUAUCUAUGGUGAACUGAUGGAUUGUAUUUACCUCGGACAAAAGUUCGGUAAACCCUUGGCUUAUGACGAUUGGAUCUUGGUCCGAGAGCUAGUAGACUAUGUUGUCGCCAAUAAGGACGAACCUGAUUUAUCUAUAUGGGAAGUACGAAAUAAGAAACGGCACUUUACGUAUUCCAAGGUUAUGCUUUGGGUUGCGAUAGACCGAGGUCUCCGUCUGGCCGACAAACGAUCCUUCCCGUGCCCGAACAGGCAAAAAUGGUAUGAAGUUCGGGAUUCGUUGUACGAAGAGAUCAUGCAAAAGGCGUGGAACAAAGAAGGCAAAUAUUUCGGACAGAGUUACGAUGAGAACGAACAUUUGGAUGCUGCUGUGCUUGUGAUGCCGCUUGUGUUCUUUUUACAAGGUCCCGAUCCACGAUUCACGAGUACUUUGAAAGCCAUUUUAAGGUCGCCUGAGCGUGGAGGGUUGACAACGAAUAAUUUGGUCUACCGAUAUGAUACUAGCAAGUCAGACGACGGUGUCGGAGGCGAAGAAGGGACUUUCUGUCUUUGCACCCUGUGGUGUGUUGAGGCUCUCACACGAGCCGGAAGCCACGAUAGGGCGUUGUUGACGAGGGCUGUGUCCAUGUUCGAGGACUUCUUGCUCUACUUGAACCAUGUGGGACUUUGUACCGAGGAGGUAUCCAAGUCUGGAGAAGGGCUCGGGAACGCAGUUCAAGGAUUCACGCACGUCACUCUUAUCUCGGCGGCUUAUAAUUUGUCGAGGACCUUGAGGAACUUUAAGACGGCUUGAUACAUUGAUGGAUGAGGUUUGACCGUUGAACUUGAAGAAAAAUUGGGGAUAUCCGAACUCGUACAGUGUCAUUAAAAUACACGUAAUUGCUUUCGUGAAUCGAACAUCCAUAAAACUGUU
This is a messenger RNA of Marasmius oreades (fairy-ring Marasmius), 2500 nucleotides long. RefSeq lists its product as uncharacterized. The transcript has 32 exons. Gene Ontology annotation, molecular function: hydrolase activity, hydrolyzing O-glycosyl compounds. The record is from RefSeq and is a predicted model, not a curated record. Lineage: Eukaryota; Fungi; Basidiomycota; Agaricomycetes; Agaricales; Marasmiaceae. The coding region runs from base 368 to 2380 and encodes 670 amino acids. Gene Ontology annotation, biological process: carbohydrate metabolic process.